CCACACAUCAUUCAACAAAAUGGCACCGAAAAGGCGGGCGGUGGUGACCGCCAAGAAAGUGGUGGAGGAAACCGUGGAAUUGGUGGUCACUCCAUCAGAAGGCGAUGAGAGGAGAGUGAAAUUGGUCUCCUCUACCAAAACAGCCAACGAAAAUGUGGAGGUCGUCACCUCCGCCCUCACCGCUCCUCAAGAUGAACCGGAAAAGGCUCCCACGCCGCCUGAAACACCGCAGGCGGAGAGGACAGUGAGGCCGAAAAGGAAGGCGGAAGAAGGAGCGAAGAAAGCGGAGAAGAAGAAGCGGAGGAAGAGAGGAGGGGAAGGGUACAAGACGUACCUGUUCAAGGUGAUGAAGCAGGUGCAUCCCGAUAUGGGGAUAUCGGGGAAGGCGAUGGUGAUUCUAAACAACUUGAUGGUGGACAUGUUCGAGAGGUUGGCGGAGGAGGCGGCGCGGCUGCACAAGUAUACGGGGAGGCGGACGAUGUCGUCCAGGGAGAUUCAGGGCGCUGUGAAGCUGGUGCUGCCGGGGGAGUUGGGGAAGCAUGCCAUUGCUGAGGGCACCAAGGCUGUCACUAAUUACAUUUCUUAUGUCACUGCUCACUAGCUUAUUCCACUCUACUUAAGUAUGUCAGUAUGUGUAAGUUUAGUACCAGUUGUUGUUAGGGUUUGUUUAGUUUGGAGAAUGAUGUAUUUAGGGGAUUUAACUCUUUUAUAUGUACUGUUAUCUCA
Molecule: messenger RNA, 726 nt
Organism: Salvia hispanica
Lineage: Eukaryota; Viridiplantae; Streptophyta; Magnoliopsida; Lamiales; Lamiaceae
Cellular component (GO): nucleosome
Molecular function (GO): DNA binding; structural constituent of chromatin; protein heterodimerization activity
Source: RefSeq, a predicted model, not a curated record